This is a messenger RNA of Carica papaya (papaya), 465 nucleotides long. The record is from RefSeq and is a predicted model, not a curated record. Lineage: Eukaryota; Viridiplantae; Streptophyta; Magnoliopsida; Brassicales; Caricaceae.
AUGGGUUCCUUUGGAAUGCUCGCGAGGAGAGCUUUGGAGACUGAUAUGCCAAUCAUGGUUCAGAUACAGGAAUUGAUCCGAGGAGCAAAGCAUGCUAUUUCACUUGCUCAGGGAGUAGUUUAUUGGCAACCACCAAAACAGGCAUUGGAUAAGGUGAAAGAACUUGUAUGGGAGCCUUCAAUCAGUCGUUAUGGUGGUGAUGAAGGUCUUCCAGCACUAAGGGAGGCCCUGUUGAAGAAGUUGCGUCAAGAAAACAAGAUAACCAAAUCCUCGGUGAUGGUUACUGCAGGUGCCAAUCAGGCAUUUGUGAAUCUUGUCCUUACCUUGUGUGAUGCUGGUGAUUCUGUGGUUAUGUUUGCACCCUACUAUUUCAAUGCCUACAUGUCCUUCCAGAUGACAGGUGUCACUAACAUACUGGUGGGUCCUGGUCACCCAAAGACUCUCCAUCCGGAUGCAGCUUGGUAG